This is a messenger RNA of Closterium sp. Naga37s-1, 777 nucleotides long. The record is from the annotation of a GenBank genome assembly. NCBI's taxonomy places the organism in Eukaryota, Viridiplantae, Streptophyta, Zygnematophyceae, Desmidiales, Closteriaceae.
AUGCCCGUACCCAUGCCCGUGCCCAUGCCCGUGCCCAUGCCCGUACCCAUGCCCGUACCCAUGCCCGUGCCCAUGCCCGUACCCAUGCCCGUACCCAUGCCCGUGCCCAUGCCCGUGCCCAUGCUCAUCCCCAUAGUGGGGCGACCCAACGUGGGCAAGUCGGUUCUCUUCAACCGCCUUGUGGGGUGCACUGCUGCUGCUGCUGCUGCUGCUGCUGCUGCUGCUGCUGCUGCUGCUGCUGCUGCUGCUGCUGCUGCUGCUGCUGCUGCUGCUGCUGCUGCUGGUGGUGGUGCCGCUGCUGCUUCUGAAGCUCACCAUAGUGCACGACGAGCCCGGGGGCGCGGAUCUGCUUCGUCCACGGCAUUGUUGGCACUGGCCAAGGCGGAUGGCGUUGCUGUCAUCGGUGGCGGCAGGCGAUUGGCUAACGAGCGGGCGGCGAAGGAGGCUGAGGUGGCGGGUCUGCCGGAGCUGAUUGGGCGGCAGGCUGCUGCUGCGGUGGAGGAGGCUGAUGCGAUCAUCAUGGUGGUCGAUGGGCAGCCUAGAGGUGGUGGUGGUGGUGGUGGUGGUGCUGCUGCUGCUGCUGCUGCUGCUGCCGCUGCGGUGGAGGAGGCUGAGGGCGUAUUCCAUGCUGGCGCAACAGCUGCUGACGUGGAGAUAGCUCAGUGGCUGCGGCGGCGCCACGUGGCGAGCAGCAAGCCAGUCUUCCUGGCAGUCAACAAGUGCGAGUCACCCACCAAAGGGCUCCUGCAAACCGCCGAGUUCUGGUCGCUGGGGUGA